AUUUUUAUUGAUAUAAGGGAUGUUUUGAUGAAGCAUGGCUUCCUUGCAAUGUUGCGAGAGCGGUGUUGUUGGUGUUAGUGGAACAACUCUCGCUGUCAUAACAUUACGAAAUGGCACCAUUAACAGACAAAACAUUGAUAUUGAAGAGAAGAGGCUUCUACUGAAGAAGGAAAACCAAGAAGAGGAUAAGGGUAAAAUUCCAGAAAAUCUUGGAGCAGAGUUGACAAGCAAGGAAGGAGAGAACCGUAUUUUAGCCUGUAAAUUUUCACCUUCUUGGAGAUACUUUGCAGUCUGUGAUGAUACCAAGCAACUAUAUCUGUUCCACUGUGGAGAACAAUGGGAAAUGGUUAGCAACAGGGCUGUAUCUAGGAGAUGUACAGAGUUAACCUUCACACAAGAUGAACAGAACCUCCUGGUGGCAGACAAGUGGGGGGACGUCUUCCGAUUCUCUGUCACGGAACCCGAAAAAGAGGGACAACUGCUACUGGGUCAUCUAUCAAUGUUACUGGACAUUUUGACAACAAAGAGAGAUAAAUAUGUAGUGACUGCAGACAGAGACAACAAAGUCAGGAUCAGCAACUACCCCAACAGUUAUAAUGUCCACAGUUUUUGUCUUCACCACACAGAGUAUGUAUCAAGCCUUGUGUAUAAUGAAGACCAGGAUAGCAUCAUAUCAGGAAGUGGGGAUGGUAGCUUGGUAGUAUGGAAUAUGGAUGGUCAAGUGCUUUCUCAAACAUUUUGUUCCAGAGGGGAAACAACUCUUGCAAUUAAGAAAUUAGUUUUGGAAAAGAACCUCAAGUUGUUAUCUGUGAUUUUCUUUAAUUCCCCCAUUGUACAGUUAUACUCGGUGGAUGCUGGGGUGUUACAUCAUCUUCAGGAUUUACAUCUCACCAGCUCCGUGUGGGACUUGACCUUUGACUGUAAAGGUCAACUCUGGUUGCUACAGAAACAGGAAGGUGACACUGUACGGGUCUACACAUGUCAAAGGUCACAGGCUGGUCAAUUAAAGGUGGAACAGCUACAUUCAGCUCAUCCUUGUGCAGAAAACAAGGUGUUAGACAUGUUCAAUAAAGACUGGGCAUUUUUCAAAGCAUCAGAAAUGGCCCCAGACUUGUCUUUGGAUUUUAAGAAGAAGGAGACACCAGAUAACUACUCUAUUUACCUCCAGAAAAAAGAAGAUCGCAUCAAGCAAGCCCAAAACCAGCCAACAGAACCCCUACCUAAAAAGACCAAGUCCAGCUAGCACUAAUAAGACAAUAUCAAAUAGCAAAAUAAUUGACAUAAGUUUUUGAAUACAUGCACACUGUUUUUGAAGACAAUUGAAUACCUUUGAAGAUUUGAAAUAGUCUGAAGAAAUGGAAAUCAACUUAAAUUUCAAGAGAGUGUUUGAAAAACAGGAUCAGUGAUGCUGUCCAGAAUUAAGUGUGUGGACAACUACCAGUCCCUUUAGCAUACAUUGUAAAAUACUGUCAUUAGAAACCAAAUUUAAUAAAACUAAAAAGCAUAUCCCAUGUACCCAUGUCAGAACUCUUCUGUAAAGGAGUGCAGAAAUAGUAUGUUAAUUGGGAUAAGUAACACCUUCAAAGCAAAUGGACAGAAAAUUAAUUUUGUGUCUAAGUUUGUGAAUAGAAGACACAAAAUACAAUUAACAUUUAAAAAGGAAAAUGAAUAAAUAUACUACAUCUUUUAUUAUACAAUUUACAUGUAAUUGUAUUGACAAAGAAGAUUCUCUUAUUGUUUUUUUAUGAAAUGUCAAA
Messenger RNA from Saccostrea cuccullata (small rock oyster), 1757 nucleotides. RefSeq names its product tRNA (guanine-N(7)-)-methyltransferase non-catalytic subunit wdr4-like. The coding region runs from base 35 to 1243 and encodes 402 amino acids. The transcript has 10 exons. Gene Ontology annotation, biological process: RNA (guanine-N7)-methylation; tRNA modification. Gene Ontology annotation, cellular component: tRNA methyltransferase complex; cytosol; nucleus. NCBI's taxonomy places the organism in Eukaryota, Metazoa, Mollusca, Bivalvia, Ostreida, Ostreidae. The record is from RefSeq and is a predicted model, not a curated record. Gene Ontology annotation, molecular function: protein binding.